AUUUGUGUUACAUGUUUUUUUGUCUUUUGUCUGAAUCUCUCCCGUAUUCGAAACACAGAUCUCCGUUUCCUAAAGAAUCUUUCCGACUGGUUUCUUUUGCCGCAUCGAAUCUCGGAUCGUAGCCAUGAGCAGUGAAGGUUCCGCCGGAAAGGCGGCUGUUGAAGCCAAAGGAUUAAACCCGGGACUGAUAGUGCUGCUUGUUGUUGGAGGUCUGCUUGUGACAUUCCUGAUAGCCAAUUACGUGAUGUACAUGUAUGCUCAGAAGAAUCUACCCCCUAAGAAGAAGAAACCCAUCUCCAAAAAGAAGCUCAAGCGUGAGAAGCUCAAGCAGGGUGUCCCUGUGCCCGGUGAAUAGAUAUGAUUUCCAACUUCUUUCCCUUAACUUCUUCUUCAACUGUCUCCGUACCAGUUUUCUUUUCUUCUUGUAUUGACAAUGUCUAUGAGACUUCUUUUUUAUUGAGUGUAGAAACGACCCUUGUUUUUGCUUUGGUUAGACUUGGCAAUUUUAAUACAAAAGCUUGUGGUUUCCCCUUCUCA
This is a messenger RNA of Capsella rubella, 537 nucleotides long. Its product is annotated as DNA-binding protein S1FA2. The transcript is spliced from 2 exons. Gene Ontology annotation, biological process: regulation of DNA-templated transcription. Gene Ontology annotation, cellular component: nucleus. Bases 125 to 355 code for a protein of 76 amino acids. The record is from RefSeq and is a predicted model, not a curated record. Gene Ontology annotation, molecular function: DNA binding. Lineage: Eukaryota; Viridiplantae; Streptophyta; Magnoliopsida; Brassicales; Brassicaceae.